This is a messenger RNA of Monodelphis domestica (gray short-tailed opossum), 4695 nucleotides long. The record is from RefSeq and is a predicted model, not a curated record. NCBI's taxonomy places the organism in Eukaryota, Metazoa, Chordata, Mammalia, Didelphimorphia, Didelphidae.
ACCCGGCCUGAUCCUUGACCCCGCCCCGAGCCACAACUGGGCGGGUCUAGGAGGGAUCAGAAGUCGAGGGAGGGAGGGGGCAGGUUUGUCUAAGACGGAGAAAAUUGACAUGUGGGACCCGCUCCCUUCCCCAGAAGCUGUUUAACUCGGACUCUUCGUCUUGUGCCGCCGAAGCCCCAGUGCAUCGGCUCGAGAACGGCCUAGGCCUCAAUUUUAUUCACCUUGUGUUUAUACAUCACAGCAGCUAGCACGGAGCCUUAAACACAGCUGGUGCCCAUCUUCUCCAUCUUUAGAUUAUCUUGUAUUCACUUGUGCACCGAAGUUGUACACCCUUCCCAUCUUGCUCCUUGAGAAUCAGUCCUGCAUAGAAUCUGUAGUUACUACCUGGCAGAGGAAGGGUUCCUGCUGAAGAGACAAGAGACCUCAGCCCCUGAAUGAAAAUCUCAAAUAAAGUGACUUUGCCUCAGAGGCCCUUAGGCUUUUGGAGAACAAACAGAAAUAAGACCCAGAAGGAGACACAUUUGGCUUUAAACCUUUGGCGAAAACUUCAAGAGGUGGUUGUUCAAUUUAUGACCGUCUUGCCUGGCUAAAGAGGACUGGAGUGAAUUAAUAAUAUCUAGAAUAGGAAGUGUGACCUGCAAGGAUCUGACCCAAAUGCUGGGGGAGAAAGGUGUAUGGAAGACACAGCCAUUGGCACUAUGAAGAUUUAUAGUCUAGUGAGUCUGGGAACUACAAGGCUGGAGAAUCUCUGAUGGUUCCUUCCUCUUUCACAGUUUUGCCUUCUCGGGAAUAUGCACUUAUCCAAGAGAGAAACAUUAAGGAGGAAAGAAAGACUUCUGAAUUUCUUACAGUCAUGUUCCAGAAAUCACUGACAUUCAAGGAUGUGGCUGUGGAUUUCACCCAGGAGGAAUGGCAGCAAUUGAACUCUGAUCAGCGAUACCUGUAUAGGGAUGUAAUGCUGGAGAACUAUAGGAACCUGGUCUCUUUAGGGCAUCAGUUUUCCAAACCAAAUGUGAUCUCCCAGUUGGAGCAAGGAGAAGAGCCUUGGAUAGUAGAAAAAGAAGUUUCAGCACAUAGUUUCCUAGAAUGGGAGACUAGGAAUAAAACCAAGGAGUCAACUCUAAAGCAAGACAUUCCUGAAGCAGAAUCAUCCCAUAAAGUGACAUUGGAAAAAUUCACAACAGUUGGCAUAUGGUACUCUGAUCUAGAAGAAACUAGGACAUCUGAUUCCCAAUUUGGAACACAGCAGAAUAUUGAGGAGGCAGAGCUGAGACAAAUUACAGUUUCCCAAGCAAAGAUAAUCUUUAGGAAUACACACCACAAAUGUAGUGAAUUUAAUCUGGAUGCAGAACAGAUUGCUCCUUCAAAAGAAAUUGGUCAUAAAUGUGAUAUAUAUAGGAAAACCUUCUACUGUAAUUCACAAUUAAUUGAUCAAAAAAUCUGUAUAGAGAAAAAGCUCUUUGAGUGUAAUGAAUGUGGGAAAGCUUUCAUUAAAAAUACAAUACUUAAGAACCAUCAGAGAAUCCAUACUGGUGAGAAACCCUAUAAAUGUAAUGAAUGUGGAAAAGCCUUCAGACUUCGUGGAAACCUUACUCGACAUAAUAGAGUUCAUACUGGAGAGAAGCCCUAUGAAUGUAAUGAAUGUGGGAAAACUUUCAGACUGCGUGGAAACCUUAAUCAACAUAAGAGAAUUCAUACUGGGGAGAAGCCCUAUGAAUGUAGUGAAUGUGGGAAAGCCUUCCGAUUAUAUGCACACCUUACUCAACAUAAAAGAAUUCAUACUGGAGAGAAACCUUAUAAAUGUAAUGAAUGUGGGAAAACUUUUAGACUGCAGGGGCAUCUUACUAAACAUAAGAGCAUUCAUCCUGGAAAGAAACCCUAUAAAUGUAGUGAUUGUGAUAAGACUUUCAGCAAGGGCUCACUACUGGUGAGUCAUCAGAGAAUCCAUACUGGAGAAGAACCCCAUAAAUGUAAUGAAUGUGGGAAAGCCUUCAGUUCACGUGCAAGCCUUACUCAACAUAAAAGAAUUCAUACGGGAGAGAAACCCUAUGAAUGUAAUGAAUGUGGAAAAGCCUUCAGCCAGAAUGUAUGCCUUACUCAACAUAAGACAGUCCAUACAGGAGAAAAACCUUAUGAAUGUAAUCAAUGUGGGAAAGCCUUCAGUCAGAGCAGACACUUAAAUCGGCAUCAAAGAAUUCAUACAGGAGAAAAACCAUAUAAAUGUGAUGAUUGUGGGAAAUCAUUUAGUAAUGGUGAAUUCCUUCGACAACAUCAGAGAGUCCAUACUGGAGAGAAACCCUAUAGUUGUAAUGAAUGUGGGAAAGACUUUAGACUUCGUGUACACCUUACUAGACAUAAAAGCAUUCAUACUGGAGAAAAACCCUACAAAUGUAACGAAUGUGAGAAAACCUUUCGUCUGAGUACACACCUAACUCAGCAUAAGACCAUUCAUACUGGAGAGAAACCUUACAAAUGUAAUGAAUGUGGGAAAACCUUCAGAUUGAGUACAGACUGUACUCAACAUCAGAGAAUUCAUACUGGAGAAAGACCCUAUAUAUGUAAUGAAUGUGGGAAAGCAUUUUGGGACAGGUCAUCCUUUACUAAACAUCAGAAGAUUCAUACUGGGGAAAAGCCCUAUGAAUGUAAGGAAUGUGGAAAAGCUUUCGUUCAAAGUUCAUCCUUUAUUCAACAUUGUAUUACUCAUACUGGAGAGAAACCCUAUGAAUGUAAUACUUGUGGGAAAGCCUUCAGCCUUCAUGCAAAUCUUAUUCGACAUCAGAGAAUUCAUACAGGAGAAAAACCCUAUAAGUGUGAUCAAUGUGGGAAUGUCUUUAGGCACAGUUCAACCUUGAUAAGACAUCAAAGACUUCACAGUCAAGAAAAACCUUAUGAAUGUCAUGAAUGUGGGAAAGCUUUUAGUAAAGGUGCACUCCUAAGGCAGCAUCAGAGAGUCCAUACUGGAGAGAAACCCUAUAAAUGUAAUGAAUGUGGGAAAGCUUUCACACUUCGUGGAAGCCUUACUGGACAUAAGAGUAUUCACACUGGGGAAAAACCCUAUGAAUGUAAUGAAUGUGGGAAAGCCUUUAGAUUGCAUGCACAUCUUACCCAACAUAUGAGAAUUCAUACUGGAGAGAAACCCUAUGAAUGCAACGAAUGUGGGAAAGCUUUCAGAUUACAUGGGCACCUUACUAAACACCUGAACAUUCAUCCUGGAGAAAAACCCUAUGAGUGUAAUGAAUGUGGAAAAGCUUUCAGUAAAGGUGCGCUCCUUAAGCAACAUCAGAGAGUCCACACAGCAGAGAGACCCUAUAAAUGUGAUGAUUGUGGAAAAACUUUCAGUAUGAGUGCACUUCUUAAGCAGCAUCAAGGAGUUCAUACUGGAGAGAAACCCUAUGAAUGUAGUGAAUGUGGGAAAGCCUUCAGACUUCGUGGAAGCCUUACUCAACAUAAGAGCAUUCAUACUGGAGAGAAACCCUAUGAAUGUAAUGAAUGUGGGAAAGCUUUCAGUACAGGUGCAAUUCUUAAGCAACAUCAAAGAAUUCAUACUGGAGAGAAGCCCUACAAAUGUGAUGAAUGUGGGAAAGCCUUCAGUCGGAGUUCAAGCCUUACAGAACAUAAGAGAAUCCAUACUGGAGAAAAACCAUAUGAAUGUAAUGAAUGUGGAAAAGCCUUCAGACUGCAUGGACAUCUCACUAAACACCAGAGCAUUCAUCCUGGGGAGAAACCUUAUGAAUGUAAUGAAUGUGGAAAAGCCUUCAGACUUUGUGGAAAACUUACACAACAUAAGAGAAUUCAUACUGGAGAAAAACCAUAUAAAUGUAGUGAUUGUGGCAAAGCUUUUGGAGAUGGUGCACUCCUUAUGCGGCAUCAGAGAAUUCAUACUGGAGAGAAACCUUACAAAUGUAAUGAGUGUGGAAAAGCCUUUAGUCGUCGUGCAAACCUUACUCAACAUAAAAGAGUUCAUACUGGAGAAAAACCCUAUGAAUGUCAAGAAUGUGGUGAAACUUUCAGUCAGAGUAAACAACUAAAGCGACAUCAGACACUUCAUACUGGAGAGAAACCCUAUAGAUGUAAUGAAUGUGGGAAAACCUUCCGUCAGAGUAGACAGUGUACUCAACAUCAGAGAAUUCAUACUGGAGAGAGACCCUACACAUGCAGUGAGUGUGGAAAGACCUUCAGACUGCAUGCACAGCUUACUGAACACAAAAGCAUUCAUACUGGAGAGAAAGCUUAUGAAUGUAAUGAAUGUGGGAAAGCCUUCAGACUGCAUGCAAACCUCUCUAGGCAUCAAAGAAUACAUACAGGAGAGAAACCUUAUAAAUGUAAUCAGUGUGGGAAUGCCUUUAGGCAUAGUUCAACUUUAGUCAGACAUCAGAGACUUCAUAGCGGAGAAUAAUCCUAGGGCUUUAGUGAAUGGAGAAAAUACUUCUGUUUAAUUAUCCUUUAUCAAAUAUCUGCAGCCAUUAAGUCAUUGUCACUAAUUGAUCUUGUCAUGUCUUGAAGAAAAAAAAUGCUUCCUCUCCUAUAUUUCCUCUACUCUACACAUCAGGGUCUACAAGGGACUUCACAUCAAUUCACCUCAAAGCAUAUCACCUUAUAGCUAAUGAUUAGUUCAGCUAACAUCAGUUUCCUGAUAAUAUGAGUAAGUUUUUGUUGUUUGGAUUCCUAAAAAUUAUCAAAUUUUAUAGUUUUCAA